This is a messenger RNA of Falco peregrinus (peregrine falcon), 14424 nucleotides long. RefSeq names its product diacylglycerol kinase iota (gene DGKI). Lineage: Eukaryota; Metazoa; Chordata; Aves; Falconiformes; Falconidae. Gene Ontology annotation, cellular component: nucleus. Bases 11 to 3289 code for a protein of 1092 amino acids. The transcript is spliced from 35 exons. The record is from RefSeq and is a predicted model, not a curated record. Gene Ontology annotation, biological process: regulation of synaptic transmission, glutamatergic; lipid phosphorylation; diacylglycerol metabolic process. Gene Ontology annotation, molecular function: ATP-dependent diacylglycerol kinase activity; protein binding.
GUUUCCCACAAUGCCCCGCUGCAGUGCGGCCGCCGAUGGAUGCUGCGCGGCCGCGCUGCCAUUUGCAACCGCCGCGGCUCGCAGCGCGCCCCCCGGCCCCGGGAGCAGCGGCCCCCCGGCCACCGCCGCCCCCCAGCGCCUGCAGCCGCCGGCCACCCCCCGCCUGCCCCCUCCUCCUUCUCGGCCCCGCUGCCCCGUCGCAAUGAACCCCCCCGCCGCAGCCGGCGGGGAGGAGACGGGGGCGGCGGGUGGCGGUGGCUGCCGGGGGGCCGAGGGUGGUGGGGAGGCGGUGGGUGCCGCCGGGGCCCCGGAGGAGCCGGGGCUGCCGGCGGCGGAGGAGUCGCUGGAGGAGAAGCUGCGGAGCCUCACCUUCAGGAAGCAGGUGUCCUACAGGAAAGCAAUCUCCAGGUCAGGCCUCCAGCACUUGGCUCCUGUGCAUUCCCUCAACAUUGCAGUCUCCAAUGGACCUGUGAAGGAACCAAGGGCGGCCUUAGAGUGGACUGAAAAUGCUGUGAAUGGAGAGCAUCUGUGGCUGGAGACAAAUGUUUCUGGGGACCUCUGCUACCUGGGGGAGGAAAGCUGCCAAGUCAAAUUCUCAAAAUCUGCUCUGCGGAGGAAGUGUGCUGCCUGCAAGAUUGUGGUCCACAACGCGUGCAUGGAGCAGUUAGAGAAGAUUAAUUUUCGCUGCAAACCGACUUUCCGAGAAGGAGGCUCCAGAUCUCCAAGAGAAAACUUUGUCCGACAUCACUGGGUGCACAGGCGGAGGCAGGAGGGGAAAUGUAAGCAGUGUGGAAAGGGCUUUCAGCAGAAAUUCUCCUUCCAUAGUAAAGAGAUUGUGGCCAUCAGUUGUUCCUGGUGCAAGCUGGCGUUUCAUAACAAAGUCACCUGUUUCAUGCUACAUCACAUUGAGGAGCCAUGUUCCCUGGGGGCUCACGCUGCUGUCAUUGUGCCUCCCACCUGGAUCAUUAAGGUGAAGAAACCUCAGAACUCAUUAAAGACUUCAACACGGCGAAAGAAGAGAACGUCUUUUAAAAGAAAAGCCAGCAAAAGAGGCAAUGAUGAUAACAAAGGUCGGCCAUUUGUGAUAAAGCCUAUCUCCUCUCCACUCAUGAAACCACUACUGGUUUUUGUCAAUCCAAAAAGUGGAGGGAAUCAGGGCACCAAGGUUCUCCAAAUGUUUAUGUGGUAUUUGAAUCCACGCCAGGUCUUUGAUCUCUCUCAGGAAGGGCCAAGAGAUGCACUGGAGCUGUACAGAAAAGUGCCAAACCUGCGGAUUCUGGCCUGCGGUGGGGAUGGGACGGUGGGCUGGAUCCUCUCUAUCCUCGAUGAGCUGCAACUCAGCCCCCCGCCUCCUGUGGCUGUCCUUCCGCUUGGCACUGGGAAUGACCUUGCCCGCACUCUCAACUGGGGUGGGGGUUACACAGAUGAGCCAGUGUCCAAGAUCCUGUGCCAUGUAGAAGAUGGAACAAUUGUCCAGCUGGACCGCUGGAAUCUCCAGGUUGAACGCAACCCUGAUUUGCCACAGGAUGAGCUGGAGGAUGGGGCACGUAAGCUUCCUCUUAGUGUCUUCAAUAAUUAUUUCAGCCUUGGAUUUGAUGCGCAUGUUACACUGGAGUUCCAUGAAUCUAGAGAAGCAAAUCCAGAGAAAUUCAACAGCAGAUUUAGAAAUAAAAUGUUUUAUGCAGGGGCAGCCUUUACAGACUUUCUGCAAAGAAGCUCAAGAGAUUUAUCCAAACAUGUUAAAGUUGUGUGUGAUGGUACAGACCUGACUCCAAAGAUCCAGGAGCUGAAGUUCCAGUGUAUAGUGUUUUUAAACAUACCCAGGUACUGUGCUGGCACAAUGCCCUGGGGAAACCCUGGAGAUCACAGAGACUUUGAGCCUCAGCGCCAUGAUGAUGGCUACAUUGAAGUCAUUGGGUUCACCAUGGCCUCGCUGGCUGCUCUCCAGGUGGGUGGUCAUGGAGAGAGGUUGCACCAGUGCCGUGAGGUGACACUUUUAACAUACAAGUCUAUCCCCAUGCAAGUGGAUGGUGAACCAUGUCGAUUGGCUCCCUCACUCAUUCGGAUCUCCUUAAGGAACCAAGCCAACAUGGUGCAGAAGAGCAAGAGGAGAACAUCUAUGCCUUUGCUGAAUGAUAUCCAUAAAGUGCAGUCUGCUGACCUGAGGAGAGUCUCGGCUCCCCCUGAUUCCUUCACUGUUCCUCAUUCCAUCCCAGAUCGCCUGCGGAUCAGAGUGAACAGGAUUAAUUUACAAGAGUAUGAGGGGCUACACUACGACAAGGAAAAACUCCGAGAAGCUUCCAUUCCCUUAGGAAUUAUAGUUGUACGAGGAGACUGUGACUUGGAGACCUGUCGUAUGUACAUUGACCGUCUACAAGAGGACCUACAGUCAGUAACUUCUACUACACAGAGAGUUCAUUACCAGGACCAAGAAAGCUCUUUCCCCAGAGUACUUUCCGUUCAGAGGCUGUCUCCCAGAUGGUGCUUCCUAGAUGCAACUUCUGCUGAUCGUUUUUACCGCAUUGACAGAUCUCAGGAACAUUUGCACUUUGUGACGGAAAUUUCGCAGGACGAGAUUUUUAUUCUGGACCCAGAACUGGUAAUGUCACAGCAGGUGGGGACACCACCAGGAAUGCCUGAUCUGGUAGUGGAGCAGGCCUCUGGAAUAUCAGAUCGGUGGAACCCUGCGGUUCGGAAGAGGAUGCUGAGCGACAGCGGCCUUGGCAAGAUUUCCCCUCACUACGAGGUACCUGACAAACAAAAGGACGCCAGCCAGACCCAUAUGCUGCAGUCACCAGUCUCUUCAGAAGAUCAAGUUUUUCACAAAAUCUUCCUGUUUGCCAUCUACCAUCUGCUGCCAGGAUCUGGCUUUUCAGCACUUUUACAGGCAGUCAUAGCUGGUGAUCUGCUGAAGUUCAUAGAAUGCUGUAAAAAAGGAGCCAAUUUGUUAAUCCAAGGACCUGAUCACUGCUCCUUGUUGCACCAUGCUGCCAAGACUGGGCACAGUGAGAUUGUGAAAUACAUCCUGGAGCAUGGUCCAUCUGAAUUACUGGACAUGACAGACAGUGAAACGGGUGAGACAGCAUUACAUAAGGCAGCCUGCCAGCGCCAUCGCACUGUCUGCCAGCUCCUGGUGGAUGCGGGAGCCUCUCUGAGAAAGACGGACUCCAAGGGUAAGACCGCUCGUGACAGGGCUCAGCAAGCUGGUGACCCAGAUCUGGCCUCGUACCUGGAGAGUCGACAGAACUAUCAAAUGGUUUCCCAUGAGGAUCUGGAGACAGCAGUCUGAUGUCUGAAAAUGUUCAGGAGGUUCCUUGGAAAUCGCAACGCUGCACCUGAGGCACUGGGGCAUCGUGUGAGGAAGAAGCUGAUGGAAUCAACAUGUCUCUCACUCUCGUGGAAAAUACCUGAGGACAUGCCACCAGUUUCUAAGGGCUACUGAGUCUUGCCACGGAACAGUUAGGUUCCAUAAGUUAGCCCAUGAUGGAUGAGGUGGGACACUCAAAGGUCUGUGGAAUCCAUGGGCCACGGAAAUUUACCUUUAUUGCUUCCAGCAAGUAGCAUGAACUUCUCCCAUGUUCAUCUGUACAAUUUAUGUAAAAAAAAAAAAAAAAAAAAAAAGAAAAAAAAAAGAAAAGAGAAAAGAGGGUGUGGGGGAACCAAACUAACUGGGACAUUAAAAUACCCAACCAGGCCCCCUCCAUCCCUACAGUUUCCUGCAUUCCUUUUAUUCUCCCAUUCCCCUCACUUCUCAUCAGUUAAAUCAUGUGUGUUAUCUCUAUGUUAAGUCUUCACAAAUGGUCAGGCAGUAGCAAAAAUUUUGAGGAGCUCUGGAUGCCCUUAGGAAAAACCCAGUGUUUUUACCAGUUGCAUUCCCUCCCCUGCCAUCCAUCCUCUUGGAAGCUGCAUUGUCAGUGCCCAGUCACUGGGGAGUUUUCUCACUUUUGGAGAGGACUCUGCCUAUUGCCUUGUUUCCCAGGGUGUGGGGCACAGUCAGAUUUACAGCGGUAACAAACCCUAACCUCCUCGUUGUUGCUGGGUUGUAUGGUUACAGUGUCCUCAUGAGACAGUCUUUUUUAUGGGAAGGAGCUGUAUGGGAUACACCACGUUGUAUUGCAGAGCAGAAAGUUACCAAUAACAUUUCUCACACCACCGUUGUGCACGUAAUGACUGACCUGAUUCUGCUUAGUUUUCAGGCCUGCCAAAAAGCUGAUAGCUAUUUUUCACUACUUAAAAGACGGGGUUUACACUGAAAAGAGCUCUGUGCAAGGUGGAAAGGAUUUGGAUGGACUGACUUAUGGACCCAGUCCCCUUUGUGUUAUGAUCAGGGGACCUAGAGCAUCAGCAGUCAGCCUGGGCUUGCUGCUGUCAACAAGCAAACGAGCACCACCCCAGUUACAUUGGGCAUAUGAAAACCUUCUUUGGCUGAACCUGUAAACUACCUGAUUCCCGAAGGCAGCAAAGUUCCAGAGAGGCUAUGAUGAGUGGCACCUCUUUGCCUUGUUACCAACUAUAGGCUUGGAAACAUAGUGUUGCUUAGCCACUGUAAAGGCCAGCCGUGUCUUCUGUACUCAUCUGUUCUGUCUUACCUCCAAGAUUAUAAACACAAAAGAAGACAAAGCAAACACAUACACACAGGCGUACAUAAAAUGUUUGCCUUUCAAUCAAUACAGACAACUUAGCUGCCAGAAAUAGCAGAGCUUCCACUUUGUCUGACCAGUUUCCAUGAAGACACUCACGGCCCACUUUUGGCAUAAUUCUUGCAAUAGAUUUUUUACUUUUCUUUGUUGUUUCUUGUGAAAGACCCACCUAUGUAUGUUUUUAUGCACCUUGCUAGGUGUAGGUCUGUGGUAGAUGGUGAUCAUCAGGAUUACAUACAGUUUGGAAAAUAACUCAGGUCAUUACUCAGAUAAGUUUUUCUUCCUUGGUAGAAGUUGUGGAAAUGAAAUUAAUGCAAUUCUUUUCUUUUCCUUUUUCUUUUUUUUUUUUUCUUCUUCCCCACCCCCACUCCCCACCCCCCAAGAGUGAUUGUCGUGGCAGAGAGGGAGGAGCUGAAAUAUAUUUUUUAUUUUUUUCUGUUUUCAAGACUUCAUUUGAUAUGAGCAAAGUAUUGCUUUAGUGUUUCUUCCUCUGGAAGGAAUCUAUAUAUAUAUUUAUAAUCUAUAGAUCAAUGGCGACAUGAAAUGUAUUUUGUCUUAUUUUCUGGUUUUGCCAUUCUUUUUAAAAAAAUAAAAUAUGAAAGCCAAAUUCCUUCCCUUGGUAAUCAUCCAGGGGCUUGUGACAAAGGUCAGUAUGUGUAUAUAUUAGAACAGAAUUUGGCAAAUGUUAAAAUAACAAAUCAAGUAUAAUUUUGGUGUAUGUGAAAUUUCCACAAGGAAGAGCCUCACACUCUGGUUUCAUGGUAGGCUUUGCAUCAUUUCUCAGCUGUGAGGGAAGACAUUACUGUAAUAUUUCUAUAUAUUUGAUGAAAAUAAGAAUUAUAUUAGUAUCAGUUUUAUCUUUUCGCUUUGUUUUACUGAUGUGAGAAACAGAGAAAGCUUCAGCGACACCAGGGGCUUGGUGCUGUCCUGUGCUCAGGCCAGACUGGUGCCUAAGCAGAGGAUGGUCAGUGAGUCUGUUGCAGCUCCCUGGUCCUUUAGUCCCACGAAGCAGGUGGAGCAGUAAAGGCUUGCUCUGAUCACAGGUAGCUUCCAUAGGCCACAUGUGAAUUAUGAUAAGGGAGCUGGGUCUGGUUCCUCUCUGUCCGUAGUGGUCCUCCCCUCGGUGGGACAUCCCUUCUGCCCAGAGGGAGGCUGCAGCUGGGGCUGGCUCUGGAGCAGCUUGGCAGGAUGGGCAGAUUUCCUGAGCUCCUUUGCGCCAUUCGUGCUGCUCAAAGGAGCUCAGAACACAUGAGAGAGUCUGGCUUGCCUUUUUCCCCGAAAGCUGGAGUAUGAUCAUAGUGAGCCUGUUGUGCCUCUGGAAAGCUGCCUGUGCCGUGUGCUCAGUAGGAGGCAGUUACUGUAUGAUGAAAAUAAAUGCCAGCACUGCAAUUAGGACAGGAGCUGGUUGUAAGUAGUGCCUUUAUUAUUCAAGGUGUCCCAAAGCACUGCACACAUAAUGCAUUAGAUACAGGCAAUGUAUUGUAUUUGUAGAUAACAGAGCAUAUAUAUUGUUUUCUGCAAUGUCGCUCACACAUGGCCAGUGGUAUCAGGAGCUGGUUCACUGAGGGAAGGAGUUUGGGACCAGGAUGCUGCAGGAUUAUUCCUUACCCCCUUUCCAGUGCAAUGGGAUUCUCGAUUUUGGACGGCCACCAGCAGCAGGCAGACUCUGCAUCAUAAAGGUGACACGUACGUAUUGAAUCUCUUGAGUACUUUUGGGGUCUAGCUUAGUACAGUACCAUUGUGCCUGCAUUGUGCAGGGCCCAAAUUUCAGUGUGCAGCUGGGAACCCACUUAAAUUACACGUAAAACAUUUUGAUUUACUAAAAGCGUCUCUUUGGCUGUGUCUAUUUAUGUGUGUAUAUUACUAUAUAUAUGUAUAUUUAUAAAUAUCAGUAUGCAUAUAUAUAGACACACACACAUGCACACACACUUAGAAUUAUGCCAUUUGAAUGACAAAGUACCUAGGGAUGCUCAGCUACUGAGGUUGCUGGACUGACGAAAUGUCAUUUUCCAUUUUAAUUUUUUAUUAAAGGGGACCCUUUUCAGUAGAACUGAGGAACUCCUGAAUUGUUCCAUUGUACUGGUUUUACUAUCUCAUUUUGGAGUUAAAUGGAGGGAAAGAAAAUAUUUAUAAUGUUGAUAAAAUAAACUUACUUUUGUAAUUUAAUAGCAUCAGUUACUCUUAUUAUUUCAUGUUUCAAUGCUAGAGGUAUCUUUAUGUGUUAUCCAAGACUUGAUGAUGUCAUACAUUUCUCAGUAAUUAUAGCAUCCCUUGAUAUUGUGAGGUGUGAGGCUGAAUGACUCAAGUAAGACAGGAGUUCAAGGCAAAUUUUGCCCCUUGCAAAACAGACCUCAGACUCCAGUGGCUCUUUUACCAUUCCACAUGAUGGCUUGUCUGUGUUUUAGUGCUUUAAGAUGUAUGCAGGUGUUUUUACUGACACCUGUCACCCCUGCUUUUCCCCAGCAGCAGUAGAAUUGCUCGGUUUCAACUCAUGAUGCUGUAGCCUGGAUUCAGACUACAUGAGAUGUCCCCCGCUACAUGAGGGCUGUCGUACAGAAGCACCACUGACAAAGAAAAUAGAACAAAAUUGAUGUUUUGUUGCCAUUGAUCUUCCCAGCUGUAUUUGCAGAGCUGAUGCUGUUGUGGAUGAAUAGAUGAGACAUAUGGUUUUUCUAAUGGUGUGGCUGUGGGAUGUUUGUUUGAGUAGUAUUUAGUGGCCUCUUUUGCUCCUUUUUGUCUUUGUCUUUGCUGUGACAGUGACAUAUGUGGUAGUGAAAGUCACAAAUGCACAACCUCACCUAGAAGCUGGCUAUUUUCCUUUCAGCCAUCCCAGGUGGCUCCUGUAGGGUAUGCUUAUGUGUUGACCCUUCCAGUGUAUCAAAAGCAUGUUGACGUGAUCUGACUCUGGGCAAGUGCUAUGGAAUGGGCAAGGUACGUUGUUAGCCUUAAGCUUGCUGGGAGUUUAAUGGUACAUGUAUGGACAUACCGGGAAUUUGGAUGCCUUGAAAACACACCAAGGACAAUUCUGUCCUUGUACUCCAUGUACUCCAAGAAGGAAGCAGUUCCUCGUGAUGAUCCGUCUGAAGUCUGUCAUUUUCUUUGCCCCACUUUUUGCGACUUUUGAACCAGACUAACAUCCAUGGAGGAGUGUUUUAUAAAAAUGGCAUUUAGGUUUGUUGGAAGUAACAUUUCUAUCUUCAUUAUACCUAUUCUUUUCCAUUCACCAGACAAUAUUUCCUCUCUUUAUUUUCCUCACUAAAUCUGAGCCAAAGCAAUGUUGUGUUAUUAGCUCCUUAAUUAAUCUAAAGAAUCAAAUGUGAGUAUUUAUCAGUCAUUUCAGCAGUCCUGGGAGCAGCGGAUCAUAUGCCUGUGCCUUUCUGGAUACCUGUGAAGCUAUAGGCCACAGUAUUAACAGGGUUCACUGUGGUACUCAUCUCAUUUUGCUAUCUUAACAACAAUGUAAGCAACUAUUUUUCUUAGUAAUAGAUAGCUACAGCUUUAAAAUCCCAUCAUCUGUCUACCAAAAUCUGUUGAUUGCAUCGUCAACUCAGUAAUGUGCUAGAAGUAACUUGCUAGCAUACUGAUGAGGUGCAGGAUGUUAUGUGGAAGAUGUGUCUCAAGCUUCAGUGCUUUAACUCCCUUUAGAAGGGGCAGGAUGCAGCUCAUGGCUGCAAUAUGGAGAUGCCUCAAGAGGAGCUGUACCCCAGCCCUGCAGGCAGCUCUUGGGGUGAGCAGAACAUCUAGAGGAGUCAGGGUGUCUUGGCUUUUGCUGAGGAGUUACCAGUACGGACAGACUGCGACAGCUCCGCACUUGGCUUGGGCUGCUGAAAAGCAGGCCAAGUACUUCAGCAGUUUCUCACUUCUAAUUCUAUGUAAAAGCUGGCUGGGGAGGGAAGGACUACCCAACAGUCAGAGCAGUGACCAUGGCUAAGUGUGCUCCAAGCUGUGCCAUGGCGCCAUGCUUGACUGGGCUGCCUACCUGAGAUCCCCUGCAGGCACCAGGGCUCAGGGGCCUCCCUCUCCCUCCCCGGCAUGUUUCCAGCACUGCUGCCCAUGUGGUGCCCACGGAGAGUGGCCUUCUCUCGUCCCCUGUAUAUGCGCACUGGGGCAACACCCACACACACCUUGGCCAAGGGAUUUCCUGGCCCACAUAUGGUGCUGUUCCUGCAAAAGGGGAAAAUUCCCUCCCUCAGGCCUUGAUCACACCAGUAAAUUCAUUACAUUUGACUUCAGUGAUUAGGCAGGCUUAGAGCUGAAUAACAUUACUGUAUUCAGCCCUCAGAGUGCAUCUUGUCUCCUGCCGUAUUUAUAAGGUGCCACAUUCCAGUCUCAGCUGCAGUUUCUUGUUUCUCAGACUGCUGGGUUUGGGGUUUUUUUUGUUGUUGUUGUUGUUGGUUUUUUUUAAGAAAAAAAAAGAAAAGACAAGCUAUCUUAUGCAGCGCACAUGUAUCUAGUUACCCAGCAAGUGGGGAAGACAGGCAGCUUAUUUUAAAAACUUCUCAUUCUGACAUAGCACGUGAUGACUGCUGAAGUUUAAGCAGGGGAUGCCUUGCAACAAAAACAUUUGUUUCAACAUAAAUACAUCUAUAAUUCAGGAAAUAAUUUGAUGCUUAACCCUCUAAAAACAGCCAACUUGUGGUCUUGGAUCCUUUACGAGGAAGAGAUUUUUGGGAAUCUAAGAAGGCAGUGAUUCUCUUGACAGGCACAUACAAGAAGGUGAAUAUCCAAGAAAACGGAAGACUAACUUCAGAAAUUUCUUUCUAUUAUGUUAUGCUCAUCCACACUAGAAACAGAGCCCUGAUCUGGGAAUGCUAUUUCAGAGUUCACCAGUAUCUUAACAGCUCCAGCAUUCAUAUACAAAGUGCAUAAAAGCUGUAGCAUUUUGACAUGCAAGAAAUAAGCACUACUUUUAGCAAUAUAGUGCUACAUAUGUAAUUGCUUCAUUUAGAGCCAGCCUCCUUUUGCUAGCAAAGUGUAACACCUGGCUCUUCAAUUAGUCCCUGUCUAGGAGGCUGCUUGAUGUGUAACCUACUACUCAGUGAAGUGUGCGUGGUGGCAAUCCAGUGCUCCAAUAUGACAAGUGCUGCAGCAAUUAUCUAGCUACUAAUGCAUGAACCACAGUAGCAAUUCAUUUCUUAGUGCUACACUUUAUUUUAAUGAGAAAAAUGGUCUUCCAGUUCCACCUGCCAUAAUGAUCUCCAGUUAAUACUUUUUCCUCAGCCUACCACCAAGCAGAGGAAGAAGACCGAGGAAGAAGGCUGUCCCUGUUCCUACAUGUAUUCAGGAAUUCAGCUCCUGUCUAAGAACCGGUUAAGCUUGUAGGUGUGGAGAAGAAGCUCAAGAAGCUCUUGAGCCUGAUACAGCAGACAUGAGUGAUUUCUACUUGGCUAAUUAGGCUUUAAUAGAUAGUCCCACUUUUCUAGGGCUUUUUUUCCUGUAAGACAUUCAUACAAAAAAUGAAAGAAGGCAAAAUUAGAAAAGCAAAGGUAAGCUGGCCCCUGGGAAUGGGGACCCUAUGGAAUGGUUUCCAUAAGCAUUGCUGUUUUCUGGGUAGAGAGUUGCAAUGCUAGCUGUUGAAUAUCACUGUAAUGUGUAAUUAUGUAAGAUAAUUAGGUGUAUCUACUUUUAAUAAAGUGGAAUGGGUGGAUUUCUUCUCCAAGCUUGCUGCUCCCAAUAUUUAAGACAUUUAGCUGCAGGGGGUAUUCCAUUCCUGCCCCCACAGGGAUCACACUGCACAGGCUGGUGGGGCACAUCCUUCUAUUUGCACAUCUUGAGGCUUCACAACGUGGGACCUGAGCCCCAAGUUGUGCAAUGACACUUCUCCCUGCUUUGUAUCCAUACUGGUAGUUUUCCUUUCAAAUGAAUGGGAACAAUGCCACAUCAAAAGAAAUUAUGGCUAUGGGGCACAAAGUGAAAUAGCUGUUUUUCUUCUCCUGUUCCCCACUUCAGCCCUUUUUUCCCCAGGGCCAGUGUUUUUUUCCUUGAUGAGAAUGGGAAAACUGUUGUUGAUGUGCCUGUCUUAAUAGGAGAUAUGUGCAGUUGCAAGUUGUCUCCUCCUGUGGUCUUGCUACUACAGUAAAUACUGUCCUUAUCUCCAUGGUAUAUGGGAGAUGUACGUUCAUGUCAAAGCUAAGAACAAAGUGAGCUUGCUGGCAGCUAAUAACAGGAAGGAAAUAGAACAUAGUUUUAUUUAAAUUUGAUCUUAAAUAACUUUUAGUGCUCUUUGCUUUUCCUUCCACUUUUUUUUUUGCUCUGUCCUUUUCAAACCUUCGUUACUGAAGUCUUUAUUCUUUGAUCACCUCUUCUUUCCUUAGCUCAUGCUACCUUCAUUUUUGACUGUAAAGGUCAAAAUCCUGUUCGUGUGCUUGCCUCUGGGACACUUCUGCUUGGCCAGUCACAGAUGGCUGGAUCUCCUCUGACCAUGCCUAGCUAUGGGUAGGGAAUAUUGAAAUUCUGCUGUACUAGGAAUUAGUUGGAUGUGCAGCACUAAAGUCACCUCUGAGGGUGGCUGUAAAAUCCCAUGCUUAAGCAGAUGCGAAACAUGAUGGACUUGGGCAUUUCACACCUGUGGGAUUGAUUUCAACCUUUUCAGACUUAAUUUUAAUAUCAAUAGGAAAAAAAAAAUUGGGGGGGUCUACUCCCAUGUUCCUUCCCUUUGUGAUUUUCCUGUUAAAUAUUCUUUGCCUGGGAAAAUGUGAUUGUGUUGCUCCAUGAUGUGCUUGCAAGAUGUGGCGGCUGCUUCCAACUGGUGAGCAAGUGUGCUGGUGUCUCCUGUGAAGUGGCUGGCCCUGCUACUGUACGGUUUUCUGCUCAGCAUGUAUCUCAGAAAAAUCACAGGGAGAUAGCAGAGGCUUAUCAGGUUUUUUGUUCCAUUUACAUGUCACUACAGAGUGAUUCUCCUCCAUCUGCCUCCUUUGAUCAUGCAACAGCUUUGGGAGAAAAGAAAAUAAGUGGCUGAGCCUUCAAAGCACUAAGCAGCUCUUGGGAGCUUUGUCUCUCUCCAGCUUAUUGCUGCUCCUCACAGAUCGGGGAAGAGGGAAAGGGGGGAUGCCUUAUGUGCAGAAAGAUCCACCCAUCACCUUACUGGAAAACGUAACAACUCUUUGGAGGCUACCUAUUCCAGACACCCCUCCAUGUGCCAGGUGGAGUGUAAAAUACUUACGGAUACCAGUAAGUGUGCAGGAGCUGCCUGCCUUUAAUAAGGGCUCUUCCAAACUCUUUUUGCUUUCUCUUCCUGGUGCUGGGGCAGGGGCAGCCCUGGGAUGGGGAUUCCUGCCUGUUUCCACUCAGAGCAGCUGGUGUGGGACUGCCCUUUGUAACGGGUGCCCUCGAGCUGCCCUCACACCAUGGGUUGCAUACGCUCUGUGUCCUGGAACUCUAUUUGAAAAUAAAGUAAUCAAGGGUUAAAAUCCCUUUCCAAAUGGGCUUGGGAGCUGCCAGCCUUGGCUGCUGGCCCAUCAGGGUGCAGUGCAUUGGGGAGGGCAAUAUGGAAUAUGACUGCCAGCCUUUCUCUGUAGAACUCUCCACAAGGUGAAACGUGCUCUCACAGUGGGAAAUAAAGGUUAUUUUUCUUCUGCCUGUAUUAUUUUGUGCUGUAAACCCUGUGCCAGCUUUUUGGAAGCAGGAAGCUUUUGAAAGAUUGUGGAAAGUCUAGCCAAUGAUACAGCUGAAGACUGGUGUUCUGUGUCGCCCACACAAACCUUCUGGCCAUCUGUGGAGGUUUCAGUGUCCUCUCCGAGUCAGCCAGCAGAACAUUUUGCUACAAAUGCUCCAGGCCUGCUUUGUGCUACUGUUACUUUGCUUCUGCACAGCUUUUAGAACAGCUAUGGCCUUACAGCCUUGCAUUGGGAAAAAACCAAGAUGCGUUGUGGGGAAACAUCAUUUUCCUAUGGACACAAACACUAUCAAGCUGCAAGUGUGUGCUAAUGAAAAUGCGAUGUGUGUAAGGACUGAACCUGGUCUGUGAGACUGUCACUGCUGGCUCAGUGAGGAUUUACUCUGAGCAAGAACUGACCUGUUGUUUUAUUGCAAAUCUUAAAGGUUAUGCAAAAAAUGAUCACUAUUUAAUAAUAUAUUUCUGUCUUAUGACAGUUUGCAAGUCUAACUGUGUGUCACAUUGUUGUGUCAGAGAACAGGGAAAACACUUGCUGUGUGUUAUAAUUUGUCAGCAUGUCUCUCUGGAGGUACUGUGGCCAAAGGGAGAGAGCAGAAGGUAGCAAAUCAAGGGUUGAAGUUUUAUUUCUGCCACUGUCAUUGAGUCAGAUUGGAUAAGUAAUUUUAAAUUCCUUUGCCUCAGUGGCCUUAUCUGUAAAAUGGGGAUAAUAUCACCUCCCCAUACCUACAGAGUAAGGCGCUUUGUGUUGUGAGGUCAAAAACUGCUGUAUAUUAACUAUUUAUGAGUUUUCUGUCAUGCCUUGUAACGUUGCUCCCAUAUAGUAUCCUGCUUCUUUUGGAACUAUUUUUUGAAGGAUGGUGGGAGUAGCCCUGUCCCAUGGUUUUUAGUUUAGAUGGCUUAAAUUGAGAUAAUAAAGAGUGCUGAGGAUGACAAGUUUCUAAUGUGAGCUAGUUUGCACUUCUCAUGCUUGAUUACCACGUUUGAGCUAUCUUGCAUUAAAAAUUUUAACUCAGGUGGUAUUUCCAGUCAAUGAAAGCUUUCGGGUUGUUGCCCUCCCUCCAGAGAAUAGAAUUUGCUGAAUUUUAGAGCAGUUGUAUUCCAUCAUACUGAGUUCAUUGAGCACAGAGUGUUUCAUUUGGGAGAGCCCAUCUCAGAAAUACCUCUUUCUGUCACCUCUAUCCUAUCAUUGAGGUAUCACAGUAUCUUUUCCAGCAGCCCAGAAAUCACCACUUGAAUUUGUUGAUGCUAAAGGUUUCUGGGGAAUGAAGCCAAACAUCUGAGGAAGCAAACCCUCUGGCCUUCACACUAGUAUCUCCUCUGGCCACUUGGCAAAUGAGACAUUAAAAUUGAUAAGUAACAAGGACAACGGUUAGCUAAGAGUUAGGAAAUUGGAGGUGUCUCCUGCGAAAAAGGAACAAGGCUAAGAAGUUGUCAUCAUGUGGGAUGGUGAUGUGAUGAACAGGCUCCUGAUAGAAAGGUUGAGUUUCCGUCAGGCUAUAUAGUGGAUAUUCACUUGCUGCUUCCUGGAGACGAUGCAGGAAGGAUAAAGAACAGAUCCUGAUCUCCUCUGCACUGAAUUCACUCCAGGUGAACCAAGAUGUGACAGAGGACAGAAUCUGGACCACUCCAUAAUGUAUGUAGUUCUCUGAAUAGAGCAGUAAAACCAAAUAACAAAUGCGCAUAUUCAGCCAGCAUUUCAUGGGCAUCCAGAGUUCCAGUAUUUGUACAUAUCCUAUUAUCUGAACCCACAUCUGUUCCAGGAGUUGUAAUAACAUCACAAAGGGCUCUUUUAUGCUGCCUGACCCCAUGCAUAAUGCCCCAGAGCUGUGCAUCAUGAGGCUGCCAGCUGGCAAAAGGAAUCCGAGGCAUGCAGCAGCACCCAUGAAAUGAAGCUAUAUGUUUAACAGAGAAUCAGGGUCCAGGUAAUCAGCAGUGAGAGGGGGAUAUGGGAAAGGGGAGGGAUUUUUUGUAACAAAGUGAGAAAGUAUUUUCUUCCCUGAUUUUCUUGCAUUUCCUAUUUAUACAAAGUAUCUUGAUCACUGUGUUGCUAAACAAGGAGAUUUUAAACUGAGGGAAGAAGGAAAUCUGUAUACGGUGAAAGAGCUGAUUACUGUUCCUUUUGGACACUUUUUCUGUAUUGUGACUUGUGUGGAAAUGUACAGAAUAAAA